Messenger RNA from Nymphaea colorata (pocket water lily), 3973 nucleotides. Its product is annotated as probable sucrose-phosphate synthase 2. Gene Ontology annotation, biological process: sucrose metabolic process. The record is from RefSeq and is a predicted model, not a curated record. Gene Ontology annotation, molecular function: sucrose synthase activity; sucrose-phosphate synthase activity. The coding region runs from base 456 to 3689 and encodes 1077 amino acids. NCBI's taxonomy places the organism in Eukaryota, Viridiplantae, Streptophyta, Magnoliopsida, Nymphaeales, Nymphaeaceae. The transcript has 12 exons.
CCUGCCUGCGUCCUGUGAGCCUCUCUGUCCUGUGCGUGCCUUUCUCUCGUUCUCUCUCUCUCUCUCAUCCUGCUUGCGUCUUGUGAGCCUCUCUGCGCGUCUCUCUCUCUCUACACCACCCCUGCCAUCAUCACCACCACCGUCAGACAAAAUGGAGGAUGAAAAAGAUACAAACCGUAGCUUCUCUAAGAACCUGCGUACUGCAAAGACAGAGUCAGUCACCCUGUCCCUCUCUCUCUCCCUCGCGUAUACAUAUGCAUGAAGAACAAAAACAGCAGUUCUAUCCCAAGGAAGAUAUUCCAAUAUCUCUGUAGUAUCAAGAGGAUACGUUCAGAGAUCUAUCGCAUCAUACAUCGUCUAUCAAUUCAUUCGCUCAUUCUUCAUCACCAAAGAGCCGGAGAAGUACAAACAGAAAGAACAACGUAGAGACAGCAGGCACCAAGAAGGAGAAGAAGAUGGCGGGGAACGAAUGGAUAAACGGGUACCUGGAGGCCAUCCUGGACAGCGGGGCGGCGUCCAUAGCGGAGGACAGCCGGCCGAUGCUGGUGAACGUGAGGGAGCGCGGCCACUUCAAUCCGACCAAGUACUUCGUGGAGGAGGUGGUGACGGGCGUCGACGAGAGCGACCUCCACCGGACGUGGAUCAAGGUGGUCGCCACUCGCAACACCCGCGAGCGCAGCAGCCGCCUGGAGAACAUGUGCUGGCGCAUCUGGCACCUCGCCAGGAAGAAGAAGCAGUUGGAAUGGGAAGAUUUUCAAAGGCUAGCAAGCCGCAGACUAGAACGAGAGCAAGGAAGGAGGGAUGCAACAGAGGAUAUGUCAGAAGAUUUAUCUGAAGGGGAAAGGGGUGAUAAUCCAGGGGAAACAUUCGUGCUAAGUGAGACUCCAAGGCAUAAAUUUCAGAGGAACUUUUCAGAUCUUCAGGUUUGGUCUGAUGACAACAAGGAAAAGAAACUUUACAUUGUGCUUAUCAGUUUGCAUGGUCUAGUUCGUGGAGAAAACAUGGAGCUGGGUCGAGAUUCUGAUACUGGCGGUCAGGUGAAAUAUGUGGUAGAGCUUUCCAGGGCACUCUCUAUGAUGCCUGGAGUAUACAGGGUGGACCUCUUUACCCGUCAAGUAUCAUCACCAGAUGUUGACUGGAGUUAUGGGGAGCCGACAGAGAUGUUAGCUCCAGGAUCAUAUGAUUCAGAUGGAAAUGAUGCAGGAGAGAGUAGUGGUGCAUACAUUAUACGUAUACCCUUUGGUCCUAGAGAUAAGUAUCUUCGCAAAGAGUUAUUGUGGCCUUAUAUCCAAGAGUUUGUUGAUGGAGCUUUAGCUCACAUCCUUAACAUGUCCAAAGUGUUGGCAGAGCAGAUUGGCAAGGGGCAGCCGGUAUGGCCAUAUGUCAUUCAUGGCCACUAUGCAGACGCGGGUGAUAGUGCUGCACUUCUUUCUGGUGCCUUGAAUGUUCCUAUGGUUCUUACGGGCCAUUCUCUUGGUCGGAAUAAGCUAGAACAACUUCUUAAGCAGGGUCGUCAAUCAAAGGAGGACAUAAAUGCAACUUACAAGAUAAUGCGGCGCAUAGAGGCUGAAGAACUCUCUCUUGAUGCUGCAGAACUUGUCAUUACAAGUACUAAGCAGGAAAUUGAAGAACAAUGGGGCCUAUAUGAUGGUUUUGAUGUCAAACUUGAGAAGGUGUUAAGAGCUCGCGGUAGGAGAGGAGUAAACUGCCACGGCCGUUACAUGCCAAGAAUGGCGGUUAUACCUCCUGGUAUGGACUUCAGCAACGUGGUUCAAGAGCAGGAUCCCAAUGAAGCUGAUGGUGAACUUGCAGCAUUGAUCACAGAGGGUGCUUCUCCUAAGUCUGUUCCACUUAUAUGGACUGAUGUGAUGCGUUUUCUUACAAAUCCACAUAAGCCAAUGAUAUUGGCGUUGUCUAGGCCAGAUCCGAAGAAGAACAUAACUACACUCUUGAAAGCCUUUGGUGAGUGUCGUCCUUUAAGAGAACUUGCAAAUUUGACAUUGAUUAUGGGAAACAGGGACGACAUCGAUGAAAUGACUGGAGGUAACGCUAGUGUACUCACUACAGUUCUGAAGAUGAUAGAUAAGUAUGAUCUGUAUGGCCAGGUUGCAUACCCAAAGCAUCAUAAACAGUCUGAUGUACCAGAGAUCUAUAGGCUAGCAGCAAAGGCUAAGGGAGUAUUCAUAAAUCCAGCUCUGGUGGAGCCAUUUGGUCUUACUCUAAUUGAGGCAGCCGCACAUGGCUUGCCAAUGGUAGCGACAAAGAAUGGGGGUCCAGUUGACAUCCACCGGGCAUUGAACAAUGGAUUGCUGGUGGAUCCUCACGAUGAUAAAGCUAUUGCGGAUGCCUUGCUGAAAUUGGUUGCAGAUAAAAAUCUCUGGUCAGAAUGCAGAAAGAAUGGAUGGAAGAACAUCCAUUUGUUUUCAUGGCCAGAGCAUUGCCGAACUUACCUUACAAGGGUGGCAAGCUGCAGGAUGAGGCACCCCCAUUGGCAAUUGGAUACACCACUGGAUGAUACAAUAGCAGAAGAUUCAUUGGGUGAUUCGUUGAAGGAUGUGCAGGACAUGUCCCUCAGGCUUUCAGUUGAUGGUGAGAGAUCAUCUGUCAAUGGUUCAGCUGAAUAUGAUCCUGAGGAACUUGAGAAGGUGGCAGCAGAAGCAGAUCCUGGGGUACAAGACCAGGUGAAGCGAAUUAUGAACAAAUUAAAGAAAGCAUCAACUGACGUGCAACAGACAGAUGUGAGCAAGAAACAGAAUGAGAAUUCACUAAAUAAGUAUCCAGCAUUAAGAAGAAGGAAGAGGCUUUUUGUGAUAGCAUUGGACAGUUAUAAUGAAGAAGGAAAGCCAAUUACGAAGAUGCUGAAGGCGAUCCAGGAAACGUUCAAGGCUGUUAAGUCAGACACAUUGGCAUCAAGAGUUUCUGGAUUUGCACUGUCAACAGCAAUGCCUCUCUCAGAGACGUUGCAGUUGUUGGCAUCAGGAAAAAUUCAAGCCACAGAAUUUGAUGCUCUGAUAUGCAGCAGUGGGAGUGAGGUCUAUUACCCAGGCACACACCAAUGUAUGGAAAAUGGGAAGCUCUGCCCAGACCGUGACUAUGCUUCACACAUUGACUACAGAUGGGGAUAUGAUGGACUGAGAAAGACUAUCACAAAAUUGAUGAAUUCUUCAGAGAUGAGGAAUGGGAAGUCUUCUAAUUCUUCAAGUGUUAUUGAGGAAGAUGAGACAGCGUGCAAUGCUCACUGUAUUUCAUAUUUAGUAAAGGAUCCUAAAAAGGCAAAGAAUAUAGAUGAACUGAGGCAGAAGCUUCGCAUGAGGGGACUGCGGUGCCAUCUAAUGUAUUGCAGGAACUCUACGCGGUUACAAGUCAUUCCUCUGCUUGCAUCUAGAUCACAGGCACUCAGGUACCUCUUUGUUCGGUGGGGUCUAAAUGUUGCAAAUAUGUAUGUGCUCCUUGGAGAGCGUGGAGACACCGACUACGAGGAGCUUCUGUCUGGCUCCCACAAGACCAUGCUCCUCAAGGGCGUGGUAGAAAAUGGGUCAGAGGAGCUCCUGAGGACAAAUGGUUCCUACCACAGAGAGGACACUGUGCCACCAGAGAGCCCCCUCCUCAUUCGCACCUCUGAAGGAGCCUCAGCUGAUGAGAUCGCCGCAUGCCUGAAGCAGCUGUACAAGGCCACGGUUGGCAUGUGAACGAAGAGAGGAAUUUCUCCAAGCAGCAAUAAAACUGCAAACAGACCUCUGUUUCUCUCAUAUAUGCAUCAAAGCUAUGUAAAAUUUUUGAACUGUUGGUGGGUGGACAAUACAGCAGGAGCUGAUGGUAUUGGUGUUCAUUUUAUGUUGGUUAUUAUUUUAUUUCUUUUAUAUUGGUGAUGGUGAUACCAUGACAGGAACUGUUUAUCAUUGUCUCUGAUCGAUGGAUGCUGAAGAUGCAAAAACUGACAGUUCCAUUUCAUAAUAAGAAUACUGUUACUUAA